AUGGUGCCCAAGGCAACAUCGGGCGACUGGAGACUCUGCGACGAUUAUCGUGCCCUCAAUAAUACCACCAUUCCUAAUUUUUACCCUGUGCCACAUCUUCAGGAUUUCGUCGGAGCCCUUUUUGGCAAAACUGUAUUCUCGAAGAUUGAUCUGGUGCAUGCCUUUCAUCAGGUUCCUGUGGCUCCUAGGGAUAUCCCCCAAACCGCCGUUGCUACAACUUUCGGCCUCUCCAGAUUCAUUCGCAUGUCCUUCGGUUUUCGUAAUGUCACCCCAACGUUCCAGAGGUUAAUUGGCCAUGUCUUACGUAGCCUGCCGUUUGUGUACGCCUACAUCGAUAACCUCUUAGUGGCCAGCCGGAAUGCGGAAGAACACAAAGCGCACCUUGCUCUCGUGUUCGACCGCCUUGACAAGUUUGGCGUUGUCGUCAACCCCUCCAAGUGCGUGUUGGGUAUGCCUUCGCUCAAGUUCCUCGGCCAUCAUGUCGACUCUGAAGGCUUGUGUCCCCUGUCCUCCAAGGUUGAAGCAAUUCGUGAUUUUCCUCCACCAACCUCCAAGCGCCAGUUGCAGCGAUUCCUCGGCAUAGUCAACUUUUGUCACGGGUUCCUGCUGAACUGGGACGACCUUAUGCUGCCGCUCACCAGCAUGCUUUCUGGUCCUAAAGGCCCUCUCGAGCUUACUGGUGAAGGACUGACUGCUUUUGAGAGAAUCGAGAAUUCUCUUGCCGACGUCACCUUGCUCACGCAUCCCGCACCCGAAGCUCAGCUGUCCCUGAUGGUAGAUGCUUCGAGCGUAGCCGUAGGUGCAGUCCUCAACAAUACCUUGCUGGUUCGACUCGACCAGCGGUCUUUUUUUCCAAAAAUCUUUCGUCGGCUGAGACCCGCUGCAGUACGUUUGGCCGUGGACGACUUGCAAUUUGCAUUUUCGGCACUUUCUUGAAGGUCUGGACAUAAUCGUUUUCACGCACCCCAAGCCGCUGACUUUUGCUUCUCGUUUUCGCUCCGACAAGUACAAUCCGAAAGAGGUCGCCCAUCUGGACUACAUCUUCCAGUUCAUCAUCGGCAGCCGCCACAAUGAUGGCACAAAGAAUGAGGUAGCUGAUAAGCCGUCCAGACUCACUAUCUUCCCUCAAAUUCUCACAUGGUUUCGACCUUGGCGCCAUGGCGGCUGAGCAACAACGUGUCGGUUGUCCUGGCGAUGAGUCCUUUAGUGGUUUCCAGCUCAAAGACAUUCCCCUGACCAUCGGCUCUGGUACCAUAUUUAGUGACGUCUCGACUCCUUUUUAUCGCCCUUUUUUGUCCACCUCAAUCUAUCGAGCUGUGUUUCAAACUUUGCACGGCCUUCCCCCACGGACAAUUUCCUCAGUUGCCAGCGAACAACGGUUUUCUAGUGCCUCCGUUUGGUCCAGUACCAAUUUCACGUGAAAGAAUUGAGACUGAAAAUACCCGAUGCAGCGUUAUCCAUCCCUUUCUGGACUGACGUCAUGUCACUGGCAGCGGGUGUUUUCUCCUGAACCAUCCAAACUACAAAAGCACCAUUCUCCGUAUUUAAUAAUACGCAGUUUUUUUAUCGUUAGCCUGACCCGUGCUUUAUUUUUCUUUGACAGUGCCUGCAAACUGGCAUAACAUAUUAUUAUUAUUACUAUUAUUAUUAUUAUUAGACUACCGGAUUGUGAGAAACCGGACUGUGCCCUGCAACUCGAUGCUUUCUUCGCCUUGGCCACAAUGACAAUUCUGCGUGGGAACUCUCCUAAACUUCGAGGAUCCCGAUGCCACGUGGACGUUCGCAGAUACUACUUUUCGCAGCGGGUCGUCGGUGCUUGGGAUGGGUUUCCCAACGGUGUGAUAUUGGCGGAUUCCACGGAGACGUUUAAACAAAGAUUAGAUGUAUGUUGGCUUAAAAACAUCGUUUAAAUGGACAGAACAGCACUGUUAUACAAAAUCAACGCUUUGCACAACCUGACAGUUCGACCAUCGAUUUCGAUGAUGUCCACCGUGUGCCCCACAGCAGGUUGGAGCAGGGACGGUGACUUGCGCAGGGGUUUAUAGUGCCAGUAGACUUGCGCUGCAUCUACCUACACUCUCUCCACCUCCCUCGCCCGAGCCCGGUGUCAAGACAGAGUCAAGAAGACCGGAGACGAGGGAGGCCGCAGGUGGAUGGCUCGGACGGAUCCUCACCUUAGCGUUCCACCACACCCCCUGGUCCACACAACAAUAACCAGGAUUUCAACCAACACAACAGAGAUUUGGAGGCUGGCACGGCCGAAGCCGCACCUAGGCGUGCCGCCAACGCCUGGCUCGUGCACAACCUAACAUUAAUCAGAAUGACUGUUAUCUCAUUUUACUAUUACUAACUACAACUGAGCGUUCGUUAGUUUCAGUUCCGCAUUCUUAGGGACAAUAUUCUGCAAAAUAUAUAUGUUAUUGACAAAAUUUUAGCAGCAUGUUCAUUUGGUCUUAGCUCAGACAGUCAGUCAGUCAGUGUAUUUGAGGGAAAUAGGCUUACGCCUUUGAACUCCCUAUUUGUACAUAAAAAAUCGAUAAACAAGCAAAAAUGUGAAGAAAUUACAGCAUUAAGUGAAUGCAUACAUUGAUUCACAUAUGUCACUAGUCACAUGGUUAAAAGGUCGCAUAGUCCGCUUGUUGCUGCAGCAUAUAUCUGUCAAGGCGACAUUUAAAUGUCUCCACAGAUUGAGACAUAACAACCGUCUCGGGCAGGUUAUUCCACGGUUCCACGACACGGUUGGAGAAGAAAUAUUUUCUCACAUUCAGUCUACCCUGUGGCACACGUAGCUUGAAGGGAUGUCCCCGGAGGUGAGUUGUGGUGGCGAGUUGGAAAAAGUCAUCGCGCCGAAGGGCACAAUCCAAGCCGCGCACGAUACGGAAAGUUUGUAUCAUGUCUCCGCGCAACUGCCUAUAACUCAGAGGAUAGAGAUUAAGGUUAGUUAGGCGGAUCUCGUAUGGCAGUGCACUUUGACCUCUUACUAAUUUUGUGGCUCGCCUCUGCACCCUUUCGAGCAGAUUGUAAUCCUGGUGCGUCCACGGUCUCCAGGCCUGAAUUGCAUAUUCGAGAUGGGGCCUUAUAAACGUGCCGAAGACUUUGGUGAAGCAGUCUUCAUCGAAAACUACGAAUGACCGCUUGAUGGCAUAUAGCAUUGACGUUGCGGCCUUGGCCGCCUUACAGCAUUGUGUAGAAGGCUUUAGGCUGUCUGCAACCCAAACUCCGAGAUCUUUCUGAGUUUCUGCUUCUCGGAGUGGCAUUCCGUUCAGAUGGUAUUGCCGCGUACUAGGGCUCUGAUUUCCGAGGCGCAUAAUGGUGCAUUUGUUCAAAUUGAAGGACAACAGCCAUCUGCGGGACCGCUCGUCCAACCGACAAAGGUUUUCUUGGAAUUUGGUCUCAUCGGCAGCAUUCUGGAUGACUUUCCAGAUUUUUAUGUCAUCCGCAAACAUGGCACAAUCACAGUCCAACCCAUCUACGCAAUCAUUGAUGAACAAGAGAAAGAGAGUUGGUCCGAGCACCGAGCCUUGUGGGACCCCACUCUCUAUGAAUGUGCACCUUGAUUGCUGUUGUUCUACGCAGACAAUUUGGGAGCGGCCGACAAGGAAAUUUUCGAUCCAUUUGAGAAGUUUGCCACCGAUGCCCAUAAUUCUCAACUUGUGUAGGAGACGCUAUUGCAUGUACCAAUUUUAAUAGGGUUUUCAAAAGCACUAUCUUUCACCCUUGAGAUAUACCAAUCUAUGUGGUCCUCAUACACGUGGGAAGCGUGGAAACGGUACAUGAUAUGGCACACAUAUUCUGAGUGGCAUACUACGGGAAAUUAAAAAUUAACAGUUACUGCAUCCAACCGCAUAACCAACCGGCUGGUGCACGGAGGGGGGAAUGGAAGUUGAGACCUGCGCUCGGGAAUCGGCUCCAUGACACAGCAGCAUCCUCCUCAGCAUAAAAAAAUUGGCCGCACUUGAAUCUUUCAUGAGGCACUGUGUCGUGGCUUCAAAGGUUGCCAACUGACGAGAUAACUCGUUUUUUCUCAGGACUAAAUGUUUGGCUCCAAAGGUUCAUUCGUAAUGCCGUCUGCAUGUGUGAUCUGAGCAGUCCCACCAUUGUGACUUACGUCGUCUGCAGUCGAACCAAGUCGUGUGUGACACCCGUAGACGAAACGCCAGUCAUCUCGCUGACGCCCAGAUCUGACGGUCUGGCUAAGACCCUACAAGAUGGGUGUGGUGGUAGAGAUGCAGUUCGAUGCGGCAGAAGUGUAGUUCGCUAUAAACUAAUUCACCCACAAAUCACCGCUGUUGUGUUUUCUCCGUGAAACACGCAAUGGUCAUCAUCACUAACGACCUUCGAGAUUUCAUGGGACGCGGUUAUGUGCUGGUUGAGCUUUAUCUUACUGCUGUCCACAGAUAUCGACACACCGAAUUUCGCAGUCGUAGCGUCCUAAUCUGUCGGUGAAAUAAGAAUUCCUUAUAUCCAACUUAGCCUCAUUCCCGAAUAUUUUGAAUGAAUGCCUCCGCAGCUUUUUUAUAGUUGUCAUUUGGAAAGAGUCACUGAGCACAAGUGUCAGUCCUGGCCGUGAAGAACGCGGAAUGUCUGUCAGCUCGCCACAAAGUCGUCUAUAACUGCGGUCUUUAGCACUUCAGGAUUCGCAAGCUUGGAUAUCGAACUCCAGUUUCAGUCGCGCAGACGUUCCGGGGAAUUUAACAAAGAAGUCCUCAUCAGCUGUAACGAAGGUUCGCUUUGGAAAUGGCAAGACUGGCACUGUGAACUUGAUUACUUCUAAGCAGACGAACGCUGGGGUAAAGUAUUGAUGUAAACGCCUAAGUCCUUCUGAUCGUCCACUUCGUGUAAUGGUGCUCACAGUUGCUCCUUUGUCAAAUCAUAUUGGGUUAUUUGACACAGUGCCGUAUUUGAACUCUCAAAUACAAUAUUUCGAAAAAAGCUAACCAUGCGAGAUACUCUGCCUAACAAAGCUUGUUGCAUCAACAGUGUCAAUGAAUGCUAUCCUUCUACUUACAUAAAAUGAAACAGAUGUAAGAGGUCAACUCAUAUGAUGCAAGGAUACUGAACCGAAUUCUAAAUAGGCAAGUCUACAGAAGCCCAGAGAAAAAUUCUUAAUUUUGCGGAAUGUUUGCCUGUUUUCAAUAGGCUGAAAUCCGAGCGGAAAAUACAAAGUUAGAACGAUUGGGCCAUCGCAGUUGCGGUCGUUGCGGACUUUUGAGGUAAGCAGUUGGUGCUGCCAUCUUUAAUCCAAGGUUUUGCAUUUUCAUAUCAAAUCCUUUUGGUGUACCAGCCAACCGUGACGUAAUCCAUGCCAUUCCUGUAGAUUUUGGUUAAAAUCUGAUAAUUUUAGUUGAAAAUUGGGCAUUUACGUUUUUUCAUCGUUAAAUGUGCGUUUCGUCUGGAUACUUUUAGGAAAAAAGAAGCCGAAUCUAUUACCGAUAUGCAUAUCCGCCAAACGCCCUUUUCGGAGGUGCCGCGGGAGCUAAUUAACUUUAGUUAACUGUGCUAGUGCGUCCGACCGCUUUCUUCCAAAAAUGUCCGAAAGAAACGGCUGAUGAGCAUUCUGUCCAUCUACCUUGUUCUUGUAUUCCAAACCAAUAAUUCUACGUAAUGUGUGCAUUCCUCUCAUCUAGUUUCGGCGUCCUACUAUCACGCGGAUUUGCGCUCGUGGUAUUCACACUACUUGCCCUUUUCAGGGAGCCAUUGUAAGCCCCUGCCCUUUAGCCAAACUAUUCCAGGGAUUUUUCUUAAAUGUCAACUAUGUACAUGACGUUUUAACUCUCACAUUUAAGACAAGUUUGAGAAAAAUUGUGGGACUCCGAUUUUAUUGAGUUAUUCACUUUCAUGAGCUUCCGCUCGUUCGCUAAGAGCUUUUAUUCGCUUGUAAAAGGAUGCGCGUUUUAUGCGAGUUCCAUAUAGAGCAUCCAGGCUGUUCAAAAUUUAUCACUUGAUGAUACUGUCGGCAUACUCCUAGUGCUCUCUUCAUUGUCACGGUCUCUGAGUAGCUUUGGAGACGGGCCGUCAUAAUAUAAAAGGAAAUCCUAAAAGAUUGCCCCGGAUUUAAGGUGCAUUCUGUGUUCCACUUAGACUUUAUGACGAAACUUAUGUGGACCCCAUUUUCUGUCCCUCUCAGCCCUAUUCCUUGCACGACCAACCCAACUGUCAAUUAUCUUCGCAUGCUCCCAAAUUUUAUGUAUUCAUAUGUAUUCUCCAAGUCAUGAACAGUGAAAGUUGGCGUGUUCAUUCUCCAGUCUAUUUUGAACCCCAUAACCUGCAGCUGUGAACAUGGGUGAAGGUAGUGCACGAUUAGUCUCGCGUUAUUUCCGCCGCUUGUUGGUGUAAUGCCACCGAAAUUCUCAGUGGCCUACCUUAUAGUUUUGUUUGCUUCUCCAAGUCAUUCUCGGAUUCCGUUCACCUAUUUCAUUAUACUCUGUCCUGAUGUUCGUCUGUCUAGAAAGUCCUAUUCAAUAAUCCUGUAGACACAAUGUCAGGCUUCACUUUUGGUACAGCAACCUCCAAACCAGCGUUCUCCUUCGGUAAUCUGGGUGCAGCGCAGAAUGCCUCGACUGCUGCUACCACGACCACAACAAACACCAAGCCCGGCUUCUCCUUCGGCCUGCCGACAGCGUCACCCGCCGCUACCGCGGCUGCACCCGCUGUUGGCACCUCACCAGCAACAACCGGCUUCCAACUGGGCGGUUUCGGCACUAUCGCGGCCACAAGUGCAACCACUUCCCAACCAUCCUUCGGCUUCUCGCUGUCUAAGCCACUGUCAUCGUCGGCCACCACAACAGCCUCCACUACGUCAGCCCAUAGUGGUUUUUCUUUCAACCUAGGAACAAGUGCUGCGUCGGCGCCUUCAGUUACAGCAGGAAUAACAACUCCGGCUUCAACAGGCAUUGCGUUUGGAGCUCCCAGUGGUCUGACCUUUGGAACGCCCUCAACUGCUGCUGUGACUGCAGUUGGCACGGCUGCCAUGACUACUGUUGCUCCGACAGUGCAGACUUCGCUGCCGAUGGGCGGAGCCCAGGGGUCACCAUUCACUCUCGGAACCGCAAGUACUACGACUGCCGCUGCAAGUCCUUUCUCUCUUUCCCUUUCAAAGCCGGCUACGACACCUUCAACUUCCACAACCACUACAGCGGCGACGUCAGUCACACCUUUUGCCUCCGUCGCCACCAGCAGUACAGCAGGCAAGUCGACGUCAGGUUUCAGUUUUGGUGGAUUGACUAGUGUGUCUUCUACCACUGGAAGCACCUCUUCUGCAACGACAACAACCACGGCAACGUCCACCACCACGGCAGCGACAACCGCCCAACCCACCUUGACUUAUCGUCAAUUAGAGGAUAUGGUAAACAAGUGGACCUACGAGUUGGAUGAACAAGAGCGGGACUUUGCGACAGAAUUAAACCGUCUUAAUAAAGCCGACAGAAUCCUAGUGGAGAAUGCGGAGAAAAUAUCGAGCCUUCAGUCUACGGUUGAAGCCUGUAAGAACGGCCAGAGCAGGAUUGAACAGGUGCGCCACUUUCUAAUUUGUCCACUCUGUUCCAGUCAGAUCUUUUUUUAACACCUGAACAAUUCGAACUAACUUAUCUUGCAUCCAGAAAUCUCAUCAACUGAUAGAUUUUAACCCUGGACCGUCAUUAUUUUCGGCCAUCAUACUACAGUCGUCCUACAGUAAGCAUGCUUAUUUGGCAUAAUUGUUUAUUUUGAGUCGCCAUGGAACAGCUCUGACUCUUCCAUAGGUUAUGGGAUUUUCCAUUAGAAACAACAACAUUUGGGCAGUCAAGCGGUCGAGGUAAUAAUAUCCAGAUAUGCUGGGCCAUUGGAAAAGGCGAUUGGAGCCGGAGAGCAAGGAGACACAUUCCGGCAUUCAGUGCUCUCUGUGCUGCUUCUUUUCUUUGGAGAUUUAACUCCAUUGUUGUGUAACCAUUUCAUUAUCAGAGGCGCGCGCCACUUUUAAUACAACCAAAGCAGACAUCUUCUGGCGGAAGUGCACCAACAAAAACAGGUCCAACUUUGGCUUUUGCCUUAGGCAGUCAGUCAUAAAUUAGGGCAGACAAAACUCGAAAGUAAUCCCCUAGCUUGUUUCUCUCAGACCGACCGAAGUCCGGCCCCCUACCAAUGGAGUAUGGGCCCACGUUGCAUCAAUCUGUCAUUGGAAAGAUCUAGGCUGCGUAAAGCGGCAUGAAUUAAGAGAUGCCACUCACCUCUUAAUCUUACUGCCGACUACCUGGCGCGUCUAAAGGCGUCGAGUAAUGAAACGACCUUCAAUGAAGACUGCGCUUCGUACGCAGGCUGUUAAGCAUUUGCAGACCAGCAGCGAUGUUAAGGGCUGAAAUUAACCAGGCUUAACAUCUUAAAGUUUUGCGAAAUCCAAUGAGGGCCCUGUGAUGCUGCAACCUUAGAAGGCUACUAACUGCAUCUUUUCGAAAGUACUAACAAAGCAAUCUUGGUACGAGCAAGCCAACUGGUUAUCGAGAAUCCGCCUGUCCGAAAAUUUACUUAAGUCUGGAACAAGCCGUUGAUGUAGGUUGGCUGAGUGCACAAAUGUCUCUGAAAUGUAGUGAGCUGCAAUUAUCUUUACAAUUCAGACCGUAGGAAAUAUGAAAACUCACGUGGCCAAAAGACUUGUUCUCGAGCGUUGUUGAAUUACCGACCUCCCAAGUUUGUGUCGGAUGCUCCAUCCAUGGGCCACGGUCGACGCGUCUUCGAACGGUGCGAAUUGCCCAUUUGUCCAUGUUUCGGAUUCUCAUGGCGAACCCGUUGGGAUUUGCUAUAACUUGGUUUUGUCUGCAUUGAGAAACUGAUUGUGUGCUGACCUUCUGAAUGUCAGUCUGCGCUACGCAGAACAAUGCUCGGAGUCCCUCAGGGACUCCCCAAUGGCUGGACCAACUCAAAACCUUACAGUUGUUUGCCCGGGCAGUCUGGACCAAUCCGUUCUAAAAACUCCGUAGAGUGGUGAUGAAGUCAGCUAGAGCAGACGGCAGGAACUAUUAGGGCGACGCAGUGGCCCCGAAAGACAGAUAUCAAAUGCGAAAACUAGCAGUUUAUUUGCCAUGUUAGUGGUAGUUGUCCUCACUGUUAAGGAUAUGAAUGAGGCUCUUAUUGCUGAUAGCCCAUUGGCAGUCGAGCACUAGCACGAGCGCAGCCAUUAUUUCGCGUCUGUCAGAAAAAGGUAUUCGACUCCCCUACAACCUUCAUUUCCCUAAGGAGAAUCACCAACGCAGUGCGUAGUUGAGCAAGGCGAUGACAUCUCUACAGAAGUCAGUAAGCCUUAUGUGAACACUAGAAGGCGCUAGCUUCAUAAAUAGUUGCGAAUACAUUAAACGAUUAGGUCAUACACGUUGACUGAGACUUAAUCAUCCCCCUGAGUGUCCUAAAAUAUUACUGAAGGUAUUGUAGAUUCCAUGUUUAUCUGUUGGGUUAAAUAGUAAAUUCGAAUUUGAAAAGCGAGUCUGGAUUUUAGUUUAGUUGCAUUAAUAGUCCCACGUGAAACGUCAACCUAAUCGAUAUCGGAUCAGCAUAUCUGAUUUCAAAUCCAUCUCUCCUUUAUUUUCUCGCAGCUCUUUCCGGAAAGCAACAUACGCAAACCGCGACUUUCUGGCGCUAUGCAAGAAAUCUUAUAUAUUACCCCUUUUCCUUUCCUUAAUCUUUUUCUGUUCCAUGUUUAAAAUGAAUGCACGGCUAGCUGAACCGCAUGCCGGUUUGACUGUUUAUAUGGUUCUUAUCACCCCCGCGACCCAUUCUUCGAUCCUGAUAGGAACUGGAAUUUGUGGAAUCACAGCAGCGUGAGCUGGAGGGUCUUUUGGAGCCAUUGGAGCAGGCGGCCACUGAUCUACCGCCCAGUCAACAGCACGCUGAUGCGGAGCGCGAAGCCAUCUUCCAGAUGUGCGUCAACACUGACCUGGAGCUGGGUCAGUUGCUCACAGACCUGCGUGAGAUGGCCGACCGGGUGAAUUCCAUCACCAGUGAUAUCUCUGAACCCAAAAUAGCGCACGACGGAGCUGCUCCAGACUCAGCCUCUAAGUCGACCAACGUGAUUAGUCAGGUGACGCGGAUCCUCAAUUCGCACAUGCAUUCGCUAAGUUGGCUCAACCAGAACACCCGUAAGUCGCUCUGCCUUGUGCUAACCUUUAAGUUCUACUAGCAACUAAUAAGUACCGUCUCAGGGAAAAUAAAACAUUCCAGGCGGCGCACGUCUGUAAGACCACCUACCAUGGCAAUAACGCCAUAAUAAUUGCAACGGAAAUAUUUCGCAAUCGUCCACUCACCAGACCAUUUUCUCACAUUUUAGAGGAAUUGAUGGAAAAGUUGAAAUUCCUCACUGCCUCCUGA
Molecule: messenger RNA, 10332 nt
Organism: Spirometra erinaceieuropaei
Lineage: Eukaryota; Metazoa; Platyhelminthes; Cestoda; Diphyllobothriidea; Diphyllobothriidae
Source: the annotation of a GenBank genome assembly